CGGGCGCGUCGCCGCCGUGCACUGCCGCGGCGGGAUCGGGCGCACGGGCCUCGUCGUCGGCUGCUGGCUCGUGGACAGCGGGCGCGCGCGGGACGGCACAGAUGCGUUGCGCAUGAUCGCGGAGGAGUGGAAGGGCGUCGAGAAGUACAAGCGCUACCCCUACAGCCCCGAGACGGGCCCGCAGUUUGACUGGGUCCGCACCUGGGCGCGCGAGCGGCCCCCCGUGGCGGCGGCGACGCCGAGUGCGCACGCAAGCGUGCAAUGAUGACCGAGAUGACAUUCAUGACUGGCGAUGACUCGUGCGUGCCUUUUGCUCUCUCUUUCUUCGACCCGGUCGCUGAUCGUCGGUGUCGCGCGUAGCCUGACGCUGACACGAUCACGCCUGCAUGACUUCCCCGUCUGCACAUCCAUCCAUUCCUAUCUCCCUUUCCUCCCUCUCGGCCACAUAACUUAUCGCGCGGCCUCGGUCCUCGCCGUAAUUGUACAUCUGCCUCCGUUUAGUCUAUCUCUCUCGCUCUUCCUGCCUCUGCUCUCUCAUGUGCCCGUGGACAGAUACGGUACUGGACCCCGUCUCUAGAUCGAUCAUCGUCGUCGCUGGCUAGAAGUUGUAUCCACAGUGCAUUUCCUCGUUCUAUUUUGCUCUCUCUCUUCCGGAUUCGACGCUGCUGUCCAUAGUAUUAACUGAUGAAGCUCUCUUCCUGUCGCCACAAGCGCUGCGCUGUUCUCGUGUGGUUGUGCGCAAUGCGUAGGUGGCCAGGUAUCGCGCGUGUGUGCCGCGUCGCAGCCUCGAGGCCGCUCC
Molecule: messenger RNA, 799 nt
Organism: Fomitopsis serialis
Lineage: Eukaryota; Fungi; Basidiomycota; Agaricomycetes; Polyporales; Fomitopsidaceae
Exons: 2
Coding region: 293-577 (94 amino acids)
Source: RefSeq, a predicted model, not a curated record